GCCGCCGCCCCCCCGAGAGGCCAGGGCCAGGCUGCCUCUUGGGAAAGAAGGUGAGGCGCGGGGGGCCAGGUGGGUGACUUCUGCUCUGCCUCCUCAGCGCUGGCCAUGGCCGCGCCCUGGGAAGACGUCCUGCGGGACGAGCCGGCCAUCCAGGAGGCAGCGUCGGUGGCCGUGGACGCGGCGCUCCUGGAAGGUGUGCUGAUGCGGACCGAGCGGGAGCCCAACGCGUCGGAUGUGGUGAAUUACGCUCCCUUCACACUGCUUCCGUCUGCAGUACCAAGUGCCCUGUUUGAACAAGCAUAUGCUGUUCAGCAAGAUUUUAACCUGCUAGUGGAUGCUAUUAGUCAAAACAAAGAAUUCCUGGAGCGUACUCUGGCCAGCACCAUCAAGGUAGAUGACUUCACAGCUCAACUCUUCAGAAUCCACAUGCAAGUUUUGGAGGAAGGCUUGUCUCAGUCUGUGUUUUUAGGCAUAAACCGCUCUGAUUACAUGUUUGACUGUGGGGUGGAUGGGACGCCAGCUCUGAAGCAGAUAGAAAUAAACACCAUUGCUGCCAGCUUUGGAGGCCUCACCUCCCGCACUGCAGCAGUCCACGGGCGGGUGUUGAAAAUGCUGGGAAAGUCUGAGGAGGCAUCACGCCUGCUGCCCAACAACCCAUCGAAAGGGCUUGCCUUGGGUAUUGCGAAAGCCUGGGAGCUCUACGGUUCCCAAAGUGCUGUGGUGAUGUUUCUAGUGGAAGAAGUCCAGAGGAACAUUUUUGAUCAGCGAUGUAUAGAAAAUGAGCUUUGGAACAGGAAUAUUCGGGUCAUCAGGAAGCGCUUCAGAGAUGUGUUUGAAAAGGGGUCUCUGGAUGAUGCCAAGAGGCUGUAUAUUGACGGCCAGGAGGUAGCAGUGGUGUACUACAGAGAGGGCUACGUGCCAAAGAACUACGACCAGCAGAACUGGGAGGCACGGUUGCUGCUGGAGAGAUCGAGGGCAGUGAAGUGCCCUGACAUUGCUACCCAACUUGCAGGCACCAAGAAGGUCCAGCAGGAGCUGAGCCGGCCAGGGACGCUGGAGAGAUUACUGCCUGGCCGCACCGAGGCUAUCGCUCGAAUAAGAGCAACGUUUGCUGGACUUUAUUCCCUGGACAUGGGCGAAGAGGGUGACAAAAUAGCUGCUGCAGCUAUCGCUGACCCUGACCGGUUUGUGCUGAAGCCACAGCGAGAAGGUGGAGGGAACAACCUCUAUGGGGAAGAGCUCAGGCAGGUUCUGGAGAAGAUCAGAGACAGCCCUGAGAGAACCUCCUACAUCUUGAUGGAUAAGAUCAAACCACAGCCAGCAAUGAAUUACUUGCUGAGGGCUCACAGUCCCCUACAAGUGUCUGAGUGCAUCUCAGAGCUCGGUAUUUUUGGUGUCUAUGUCAGACAGGAUAAGGAGAUGGUGAUGAACAAGGCCGCCGGCCACCUCCUGCGGACGAAGGCAAUCGAGCAUGCAGAUGGUGGGGUAGCAGCUGGGGUAGCAGUGCUUGACAGUCCUUACUUGGUGUGAGGAGGUGAUGCCCCAUCCUGCCCGCCUCACUCUGCUGCCUGAAGAGCUGAUCUGCCACAGGGAUGUUCUCCUUAGGGUGUGCUUACCAAGGUCUGAUGUGCUGGGGACUGUGAUGAGGGACUGCAUGGACAAAACUGCUCAAACGUCCUGUGUGCCAGCCCCAGCUUCUCCUCUGCAAUUCCUCCUGCAGGAAGAAGGGACUCUCUUGCUCUGCCUGCUCAGGGGGCCCUGCCCCAUAUGUGUCCCAGCUGUUAUCUCAGCACUGCAUUGGUCUGGGUGUUCCCUUGGGGUCUAGGUUGUGGGCAGGGGUUGGUACAGCAAAGCUGAAGGGUGAACGUGCCACAACAAGCACUCAUGCUGUUCCCAGUUUUGUGCUCCUUGGUCCUGGGUUAUUUCUGGAGACACACAACCCCAAAGCUUAGGGAAUGGAGAAGAAAGGUGUAUGUGUAAGUAACAGCCUUCAUCUGUGGGAUUUGUGGCCCAGUGCCUCAGUGCUUUCCAGGUUAAAGAGAGGAGCCUAGCUCCACAUGCCCAUGGCCCCUCCAGCCCCAAUUUCUACUCUUCCCUGUGCCUGAGGAUCCUCAGGGUUCCUGCACAAGGGACAGCUGCCCUUGUGUAAUUUGCCCAAAGGCCUCUUGCUUGCUUUGUUGGACUCGGUACUCAGCCCAAAUGGUGCCUCUGUGCUAGACAAGGCUGCAUCUGCUCCUGUUGCCUCCUGCAGCCUUGUCCAACAGAUCCCCAUGACAUGGCACAAGAAUCCCUCAAUGAUGGUGGCAGAUCCCAGUGUGAUGCUAAAUUGGAGCCUUCUGUCACAGCCAGUAUUUUGAUAAACCCUGAAUCCCCAAAGGCUUGUGCCAGUGCAUCUCACUGCAAGUCAUGCAUUGAGCAUCUCCCAGCUAGUCUGCUGCAGCAUGUACAGCCCAGCCCAAAAGCAGUGUCAGGGAGCCCCAGCCUCAGUAAUGGUCCUGCUGGGACAUGGGAUGGGCCGAGUCUGGGUGCUGUGGCAAGGAAGCAGAGGAAUGG
Molecule: messenger RNA, 2553 nt
Organism: Haliaeetus leucocephalus (bald eagle)
Lineage: Eukaryota; Metazoa; Chordata; Aves; Accipitriformes; Accipitridae
Gene: GSS
Product: glutathione synthetase
Exons: 12
Coding region: 106-1530 (474 amino acids)
Biological process (GO): glutathione biosynthetic process
Cellular component (GO): cytosol
Molecular function (GO): ATP binding; glutathione binding; glutathione synthase activity
Source: RefSeq, a predicted model, not a curated record